Clupea harengus (Atlantic herring) is the source of this 2221-nucleotide messenger RNA. RefSeq names its product pyridine nucleotide-disulphide oxidoreductase domain 2 (gene pyroxd2). NCBI's taxonomy places the organism in Eukaryota, Metazoa, Chordata, Actinopteri, Clupeiformes, Clupeidae. The record is from RefSeq and is a predicted model, not a curated record. Gene Ontology annotation, molecular function: oxidoreductase activity.
GGCCCCCUUUCCCGGGAUCACCGCACAGGGGGCGGAGCAUUAAGAGUUGGAGAGUUCAUGCUUCAGACGGCACAAACUUACGUCAACUUUUCGUCAUGGCUGCCCGCGUUUGCUUAGGUCGCGGCCAGCGGGCUGUGGCUGGACUGGGGACGGUGACCCGCGCGAGCCACAGCUCUGUGCCGCGAGCUCAGUAUGACGCGGUGAUCAUUGGAGGAGGACACAAUGGAUUAGUGGCUUCUGCCUACCUGCAGAAGGGUGGUCUGAAGACAGUGGUUCUGGAGAGGAGACACAUUUUGGGAGGAGCCGCCGUGACUGAGGAGCUCUUCCCAGGGUUUCUCUUCUCCAGAGCCUCAUACCUGCUCAGUCUGCUAAGGCCACACAUCUACAAGGACCUGGAGUUAAAGAAGCACGGGUUGAAGGUGUUCAUGCGUGACCCCCAUGCUUUCACACCGAUGCUGGAGGAGGGGGUGGGGGGGCGACCCCCCCGCUCUCUGCUGCUUGGGUCCGACAUCACCAAGAACCAGGACGAGAUCGGAAAGUUCAGCAAGAAGGAUGCUCAGGCGUACCUGGCCUUCCUGCUUCACCUGGAGAAGUUGGCGUGUGCCAUCCACCCCCUGCUGGACGCUCCGCCCGUGGACGUGCCUGGGGUCACCCAGGGGUCACUCAGGCGGCGCCUGGGCGCCCUCAAAAGCCUGCAGCCCCUCCUGCGCAGCGGGCUGAGACUGGGAAAGAACAUUCCAGACUUCUAUGAACUUGUCACUGCUCCCAUAAUGAAGAUUCUGAACCGCUGGUUUGAGUCAGAGCCUCUGAGGGCCACACUAGCCACAGACUCAGUGAUUGGAGCCAUGACCAGCCCCAGUACACCAGGCAGCGGGUAUGUCCUGCUGCACCAUGUAAUGGGGGAGCUGGAGAAGGAGAAGGGGUCGUGGGGUUAUGUGGAGGGGGGCAUGGGGGGCGUGUCCAAAGCCAUCGCCAAGUCAGCCCAGGCCCUGGGAGCAGACAUCUUCACUGAGAAGACUGUUGAGAAGGUUCUCGUGGGUUCCGAUGGCCGAGCCCAGGGAGUGGUUCUACAGGAUGGUACAGAGAUCCGCAGUAAAGUGGUUUUGUCCAACGCUACGCCGCACGUCACCUUCACGCAGCUCACCCCACAGGAGUCUCUACCAUCAGAGUUCAUCAAAGCUGUCAGUCAGAUUGACUAUACCUCCCCUGUCACCAAGAUCAAUGUGGCUGUGGAUCGGCUGCCAAACUUCCUGGCGGUGCCCAACACAGCCGAGGGUGUGCCGGGGCCUCAUCACCAGUGUUCCAUCCACCUCAACUGUGAGAGCGUAGAGGUGCUCGAGGAGGCCUACAGAGAAAGCCAGCAGGGGCGCCCAUCAUCCAGGCCCAUGCUGGAGAUGACCAUCCCCUCUGUGCUGGACGCAUCUCUGGCGCCCCCUGGCUGCCAUGUGGUGUCCUUCUUCACUCAGUACACCCCCUACAGCCUGGAGGGGGGAAGAGCCUGGAAUGAAGAGGACAAGCAGAAUUACGCUAACACUGUGUUUGACUGGGUGGAGCAGUAUGCCCCAGGGUUUAAGAGCUCCAUUGUAGGGACGGACAUCCUCACACCCCAAGACCUGGAGAGGGUGUUUGGACUGACUGGAGGGAACAUCUUCCAUGGUGCCAUGUCAUUGGACCAGCUCUACUUGGCGCGACCUUUGCCCUCCAUGGCUGACUACCGCUCUCCAAUCAGUGGCCUGUACCUAUGCGGCAGCGGCGGCCACCCAGGUGGAGGUGUGAUGGGAUCUGCUGGAUGGAACUCAGCUCUUACUGUCCUGUCUGACAUGAAGAGAGGCUGAGACUUCAAUCAACACUCGCACACACACAUACACACACACACACACAAACUUAAAUCUUGCUCUUACUCCCUCACGCACACGCAUACACACGCGCAUACACACACACACACACACAUCACUGCCUCCCCAGCACUCCACUGCCUGUGUCUGUCUGUGAAUCAGCUUCAGUAGAGACGUCCAUGUGCUGGGUCAUCUCUGCUCCGGUUCAGCCCUGUGCUGUUCUGGUUCAGCUCUGUGCUGUUCUGGUUCAGCUCUGUGCUGUUCUGGUUCCGCUCUGUGCUGUUCUGGGUCAGCUAUGUGCUGUUCUGGUUUUCACUCUGGGAAGGACAUGUUGACCUUGGCUGUUUGUUAUUUUGUGAAAGAUUUAAAAAAAGUCAUGAAAUCUG